GCCAGUUUGUUUUUCGCGUAUAUUUACACGUGAACGUGACUUCUCAGCACGUUCAUCGUUUUAGUACAGCGUAGAUUUAACUUUGUAGCGGAGCUUCGGAGUAGAGGUGCUUCUUUACUACAUUUUAUAAUUUUAGCUGUUCACAAUAUCUUUCCAACAUAUAAAGGAGAGAAGAGAAGGAGGAAAUGUGGAAAGUCGUAUUUCGCGGAAUCCGAGAAACGUUGGAGCGACGCGUUUGUCGCACCAACGUUUAUUCGCAGUCGUCACAGGAUAACGCGAAGAACGAAGUCAAAACAAGCUUGACGUGCCAACAAAAGUUUCUUCCGCCAGUCUUUAUCACUUGUGAUAAGGGUUUCUGCGAAUCGGCCAAAAGCGCCGGUGCUAAAAACGAGCGACACGAUUCCGAUUGGAAUGCCAAGCACAGUUGGUCAGAGGCGGUCGGCUGGUCCAGUGUACUGGCGGCUGGAUGGAUCGUGUGCCAAACACUCUGUCUCCGCAAAAGGGUCUUUGACAGAGAUAACAAUGAUAUCUUGAAAAGGAGUUUCCCGAGUUUUAAGAUCUUCGAUUCAAACUCUAAAGGAGUUUCAUACAUACUUACGCAAUUAUUAAAUUUACAACCAAGGAAAAUCCUGCCGGUUACUAAUUGCAUUGGUACCAGCAAAAAAAGCGCUAAUCUGCAGGAUUCAAAUUCACAAUGGACUGCAGAAAAAUCGUUUGGUCCUAUCACCAUUGAAGAGGCAUUCAAACAGGCUGCCGAUGAAUUUACAAAUACUCAUAACAUAGUGGUAGGAGAAUACGAGCUCCGUUUUGGUAUUAAAGCUUUAGAGGAGAAACGUUAUAAAGACGCUUUAAUGCAUUUUACUGUUGGCGCUAAAUUAUCAUCCCCCGGAAGCAUGUUCAAUUUAGGUCUAUGUUACGAAUUAGGCAUCGGGACUUUGGCAGAUCAAGCAAAGGCUGCAAAAUAUUACAAUGAUGCCGCGGCCCACGAUCAUGCCGAUGCGUUGUAUAAUUUGGGAGUUUUCCAUGCCCAAGGACGGGGCGGUUUACAAAUCGAUAUCGAUACCGCGCGCACUUAUUUCACCAGAGCAGCAAGAUUGGGUCAGGUACAAGCGCAACAUGCACUUGAUUUAGAAAAAGCUGAAAGUCGAAGAAAAUCGAAGAAAAAUGUUUCUACUUCGCUAAACGUAAAUCUAAAAAAUUCAGAUUUAGAGAAAAAUGAUGGAAAUGAUACGCCCAUUAAAUUAAGCGAUUUUAUGUUAUAUACAAACGUCGAUGACACAUUCAGUACAAUUACGAAAUCCAGUCAGGUAUUUUUAGACUUCCUCGGCUUAAAACAGCCUACUCAAACACCCAUUAUGAUAACUACCAACGAUUGUCGCGUGUCAUAUUAAAAUGUACAAAAAUACUUUUGUUAUCUCAGUGUAAGAUCAAAUGGAAUUAGGUAUAGUGAUAUAAAUAGUACUAAUUCCUACAUGUAGUAUUAUUUUAUAUAAUUACUGUUUUUUUUUUAUCCGAGUAUUUUUACGAGAAUCUGCAUGCGAUAUCGAUGAAAUAUUUGCUCAAUUUAUGAUACAUUGCACUAUCCAAAAUUCUGCUGUUUCAAAAUUCCACUUUUUUUCGUAUUAUCUUUUACUUAAAACGAAACAUUAUUACUUUAUGAACGUUUAACGUUUAAAGAUCCUUUAUUUACUAUUUUUAAGUUAAUAUAAUUUUAUGAUACAUUAUAUAGAUAUUAAUGUGAUUUUUUCUUAUUUUAUGUUUAUAUAUGUUAUCGUCAAAACCCGAAUUCAUUAGUUUGAAUUCAUUAGUUAAAACUAGAAUGGUUGAUUAGACGUAAAAUCGAAAAUCUAUGUGGACAAUACAAUUAUAGACCUCGUUUCUCUUCAUAAACAGGGGAGGGGGGAGGGGUUAAAUCUCGCUAAGCGUGCAAAGUCGAAAACCCAUGUGAAACUACGAUUACAGACUUCGUUUUAACUAAAUUUAAAACUAGUUUUAACUAGUGAAAUCGGAUUUUAACGAUUAUCAGGUUUUUUUUAGGUAACAUAUAUAAUAUAACGUUACCUAAUUUGUGUUGUUUGAAUAUGACUGUGAUGCGCAAACAAUAGGAUUAUGGAAAUAUACAUAAUAGAGCUGAACAGCUGAAGUUUGAAGAUUGGAGGUACGUCCUCAUAAACUUCCGAGUCCUGAUCGAUUAUAAUCGAUAUUUUUGUUAGAUGUAUAUUUUGUUAGCUUUUACAUUGAAAAAUCUCAUUUUAUCUUUGAAGACGUGUAUCAAACGUAAGAUUUUUUAGCAUAGUUUGACACAAACGACGAUAAUCAUAUUUAGCGAUUUACCCUUGUGCUCUGCACAGUGCGGAAAGUAUGUAUGGGUAUAGUACUUAUACUAGACAUAAUACAAAAAUGUUUUUAUAA
Wasmannia auropunctata (little fire ant) is the source of this 2412-nucleotide messenger RNA. RefSeq lists its product as uncharacterized. Lineage: Eukaryota; Metazoa; Arthropoda; Insecta; Hymenoptera; Formicidae. The coding region runs from base 186 to 1391 and encodes 401 amino acids. The transcript is spliced from 4 exons. Gene Ontology annotation, molecular function: protein binding. The record is from RefSeq and is a predicted model, not a curated record.